AUGGUACUAGGCGAUCGAGCUGCCAUUAUUCCGAGGGUACAAUGGCGGUUGAGACGACGUUUUUAUUUUCAGUUAGUACAAUUCGACGGCAGAGUAGAGUUUAAAGUCGAAAAGUACCAACAGACGUCCAGAAGUAGAGACCGUUUCGGUCUCAUUUGUUGUGCUGAUUGUCGUGAAUUCAUGAGCCGAGGAAGAAGAGGAAACGCGAAGAUGGGUUUCGAUCGUUGUCAGCAGAUCGAGUCGACAACACAUCGACAGGCUUCAACCUCACGGAUUUAUCGUUUCGACAUCGAAGACGGUAAGGACGACAAAUCGUAA
Molecule: messenger RNA, 318 nt
Organism: Dinoponera quadriceps
Lineage: Eukaryota; Metazoa; Arthropoda; Insecta; Hymenoptera; Formicidae
Exons: 3
Coding region: 1-318 (105 amino acids)
Source: RefSeq, a predicted model, not a curated record